AGAGCGUGCGCGACGGUGUUUGCGCGUGUGAAUGAGUAUUAUGUGUAAGUGUACGCUGCGGGGUGGGAGGGGGUAUUGUAGUAUCGCGGGGAACGUGCGCACCGCAGCUGUGUGUGUGAAUGUGUGUGUGUGUGAGUGUGUGUGUGGUGUGUGUGUGUGUGUGUGUGACACUGAUGGAUGCGCCAAUGGAAAGACGGACAGAUGCUUGGGCGGAUCUAACGGCAUGCAGUGGUGGAGCGGCGCACACAGUCGCGGCGAGAUUAGGAAGAAAACAUCCUCGUAUCGGCGGAGAGUCACAAAUCAUCAAUCCUUCCCCACCGAGCCCCGGUGAACGGAUGAGGAACGGACAGACUCCCCCGGUUUUACCACGAGAAGCGACAACCAAGAGGACGGCUGAGGAGAUCUGAUUCCCUCGGCGGAUCGAGAAAAGAAAGCGGUUUCUCUGCUUAUUGACGAGCGUGAGAGACGAGGCGCAGCCAGCACCACAUCUGGCGCAAAGGGGAAGACAGGAAGAGAGAGAAAGAGAGAAAGACAGCCUUCGCCAACUCACCCCCUUUUUUUUGCUCUCCCUUGAUCAACCACCAAGCUUCUUUUAUCCUUAUCCCGCCUUGUGAAGCUGCUCGUCCCAACCUGAGGAUUGCCUGAAAAAUACAGGAGAAUAUUUUUUACCCGCUUCACCAACUCAGCUGAAUCCACAUUAAAAAAAAAAAAACUUUUAUCACUCACUUUAAGGUGAGAAAGGGACCAUCGGACUCUCAAGAAAAAUCUGAACAACUACCAUAACAACUGAGGAGGAUUUUUGAACUUACCUGUAAAGAAAAAAAAAAGUACUUAUUCCAUUCAAGGACAGCGCUCUGAGAGGCUUUUUGCGCCUCUCCGGUGACUUGAGGCGCCGCUGGAAGGAGAGCGGAGCGCAUGUGUGUGACUCGCUGCGUGGCUGAUUUAAAUAGUUCCUAUCAGGCCACGUAAAGGGGAGAAAAGUACCAACAGCAGCCAACAAAGUGUUUGGCAGAAAGGCGCUUGAGCUGGGCUGAUCCGUGCGCUCCAGCCAGCCCAGCCUGCAUGCAUGGGAGCAGCCUGAGCCCGUCCCUCCUCCUCCUCCUCCUUUCUGCUGUACAUUAUUACAACAAGGGAGACCCAAUCAAGCACGUAUCUCAUCGAUUCACGCACACACAGACACGCAUACACUCACGCGCAGUACCACUAACACGCACACGCGCACACACACACACACACACAUACACGCGUACUGAGUGUGUGACUUGCCCCUCAGCGGAUUUUUCCAAAACGCUCUCGGACAAAAAUCUCGUAGCCGCGCCAGGCAGGCAAGGGCAGCGUGUGGGCGACCAGUCCCGGUCGUCACCUCCUUCUUCUUCUCCUCCUCUCCUUCCUCCUUCCUCCUCCUCCUCUUUCCUCCUCCGCUGUCGGUCCCAAGAAUAACAAACUGAAAAAGCUGCAUGUUUUUUUCUUCUUCUUGCUCACCCCCUAACUGGACUUGCCAAGGGGGCGAUUUGGAUUUUUUAUGAGAUGGUUUCAGGCACGUUUCAGCUGCUUCACCUCUUGGCUUUGAAUCGUGCUUGAUUCCCGGGCGAAGGGGGAGACGCGAAACCUCAUGGAUCACCCCGUGAACUUGCCUGUUGCAGCCGCCGACGCCGAGUAGCGAGGAUCAGACGGAGGCACGAGGCGCUUUUCAAACCUCCCUUCUUGUGUUUUUUUUCUACCGCGGAGCACCCCCCUUCUGUUCCUGCUACCCAAACGCGUCCAUCCAAAGCCGGAGCGGGCGACACAGCGACCGACGGGGAGAGAGCAGCAAACCGGGGGUUCAUUCCCCCCUCCCCAUUCCUUUUAUUUAUUUUUUUUACUAUCCUCGCAUCUGCUGGCUCUUUUUCUUCUGAUUCGAAAACUGCACACCCUCCUCUGCUUUCACCCACCCGCCUCGAUCUAUGUGGGAGCCCUGAGAGCGCACCCAGGGGGGGAAACUGUGUAUCAAAGCCUUGAGGAUCCCCUAGGCAACCUCGGAUCACCGGGGCCACAGAAGAACUCCCAGCCGGACCCCCGCUGCCGACAUGCCGCGGAGGAAGCAGGAAGCGCCCCGGCGCGCCUCAGCGUAUGUCCCUGAAGAUGAGAAGGAAGCCGCCCUGUUGGAUGAGGAUCUGGAUGGCGAUGACUCGGGUCACGAAGGUGAAGAGCCUGCAGCCAAGUUCCUAUGUCAGGACAAGGACUUUCUCCUCAAGGACAGGCCAGGAUCCACUGGCUUCCAUGACUCCCCAAACGCUGCGGACUUUUCCGGUCAGGAACUGGACAGUGAGUCUCACCUGAGUGAAUCCAGUGACAGAAUGUCUGACUUUGAGAGCUCCUCUCUUAAAAAUGAGGACGAUGUCCUCCUCUCUAAAGACCCCUCCAAUGUCCUUUCCUUGUCUUCCUCAACUGCAAUGAUGGCGGCCGCCAAUGUCGCUGUCCCGGUAAGUGGAGACGAGGCCGUAUUAGCGACGACAGGGUCUGUGGCUGACAGCCUGGAGAAGAUGAAGGCCAUUUACACCUCCUUCCUGACCAACUCCUAUUGGUCCACACUCAAUCUGAACCUGAGCCAGCCCCCUGCAGAAAAACCCCCUCGUAGUCACAGUAGCAGCAGUAGUAGCAGCAGUAGCAGUAGCUGUGGAAGUGGAGGCUAUGACUGGCACCAGACAGCUAUGGCUAAAACCCUGCAGCAGGCCUCACAGAACCACCACCACAGACUGAGCAUGGUUCAACACCCCACAAUUGCAGUAUCCACAGCGUCGACAGAGCCAAACCUCUUUAGUACUGUCCAACUUUACCGGCAGAGCUCCAAGCUGUAUGGCUCUAUAUUCACUGGCGCCAGCAAAUUCCGCUGCAAGGACUGCAGUGCGGCCUAUGAUACACUGGUGGGGCUCACGGUACACAUGAAUGAGACAGGCCACUACCGCGAUGAUAACCACGAGACAGAUAGCGAGGGUACCAAACGGUGGUCGAAACCCAGAAAGCGUUCCUUACUGGAGAUGGAGGGGAAGGAGGAUGCACAGAAAGUUCUGAAAUGUAUGUACUGCGGCCACUCCUUUGAAUCCCUUCAGGAUCUGAGUGUCCAUAUGAUCAAGACGAAACACUACCAGAAAGUGCCUCUGAAAGAGCCUGUUACACCAGUGGCAGCUAAGAUUAUCUCCUCUGCUCGAAAGAGAGCCCCCAUUGAUCUAGAUAUCCCCAGCUCACCUGACUCUAAUGGAGGGGCCACUCCUAAGCCCACCUCCCUUAAUGACUCUAAUGACAUACUUCAGAAGGUAACCAACCCUUACAUCACACCGAACAACCGCUACGGACACCAGAAUGGUGCCAGUUACGCCUGGCAGUUUGAAUCCAGGAAGUCACAGAUCCUCAAGUGCAUGGAGUGUGGCAGCUCUCAUGACACACUGCAAGAGCUAACCGCUCACAUGAUGGUGACAGGACAUUUUAUCAAAGUCACCAAUUCUGCUAUUAAGAAAGGCAAGCCAAUUAUUGAGCCGUCCACCCCGACCCCUAUACCCAAUAUAACAAUUGAAGAAAAGUUCCAGUCUGUUCCCCUGGCUGCCACAACCUUCUCCCCGCCACCUGCCCCAGUGCCCCCUCCGACCAGCAUCUCCCCUAUUGCCAUGAUAGUGGAUAUAAAAAAGGAGGAGAAGGAGGAGGAAUGUACUAAUGAGUCUAUUAUCAACAAUGGUAAUCUCAACAAGGAGAAGAAGGCAGGAGGUGACGAUGAGGCAGAGGAGAAGUUUGACAUUUCUUCAAAAUACAGUUAUCUGACUGAAGAGGAUCUGGAUGAAAGUCCAAAAGGUGGUCUUGACAUCCUGAAGUCUUUGGAGAACACAGUGACUUCAGCCAUUAACAAAGCCCAGAAUGGAGCUCCUAGCUGGGGCGGUUAUCCCAGUAUCCAUGCAGCCUACCAGCUCCCUAACAUAAUGAAACUCUCUCUGGGUAACUCGGGGAAGGGCUCUCAUCUUAAAUAUCUCUUCCCUGGAGGUGAGAUCCUCUCUCCCACUAGUAAGAGCCAGCCCUUGAUCUCACCGUCCAGCCGCCAGACCUCCCCGCUGCCCAAAAACAACUUUCAUGCAAUGGAGGAACUGGUCAAGAAAGUGACAGAAAAAGUGGCCAAGGUCGAGGAGAAAAUGAGAGAACCCAGCAGUGCUGUGAGGGCAUCUCCGCUGAGAUGUGCCACUCCCUCACCCUGCAACAGCGAGGCAGGGGACUCAGCCCGAGGAGAGUCCCCCAAAGACAACAGAGUGAAAAGCUGUAAAACCCCUGAGAAUUCAAGCAAAGUGGAAAAAGUAGCCGACGAUGGAAGUGGAACCAAUCACAGAGAUUCAAACGGUGACAUUUCCAUAAAGCAGUCCAUGGAGAACGGCGUGGAGUCCAGUGCGGUGACAUCACCCUUGCCUGCCUCCCUGUGUGGCAGUACAGCCAUCAUCACAGACCAUCCACCUCCAGAACAGCCGUUUGUCAACCCUCUCAGUGCACUGCAGUCAGUAAUGAACGUUCACUUGGGGAAGGCUGCGAAGCCUGCCCUGCCCUCCCUCGACCCCAUGAGUAUGCUGUUCAAGAUGAGCAAUAGCUUGGCAGAGAAAGCAGCAGUGGCCGCUUCCACCCCACCAGCACAUACCAAAAAGCCCAGUAAUGACCACUUAGACCGCUAUUUCUACCAGCCACAUCCAAGCAACGAUCAACCCAUUGAUCUCACCAAAGGCAAAAAUGCUGACAAAAACAGCAGCACUGGCUCUUUGGGUUCAACAGCUCUCUCUUCUGCCACCUCCACCCCCUCCUCGAUCUCUCCCUCCGCCACCCUCACUAUGACCAAAGCCUCAGCUGCAGUAGCUUCCUUCAUGUCUACCUCUCCUUUGAGAGAAAACGCACUGUCGGAUAUCUCUGACAUGUUGAGGAAUCUGACAGAGAGUCAGGCUGUCUCUAAAUCCUCCACGCCUACCAGCUUCUCCGAGCGCUCCGAGAUAGAAGGUGUGACACAGGAGGAGAUGGAAGACAUUUCGCCGGCCCAGAAACGCAAAGGGCGUCAGUCGAACUGGAAUCCUCAACACCUCCUCAUCCUACAAGCCCAGUUUGCUUCCAGUCUACGACAAACGAGCGACGGAAAGUACGUGAUGUCGGACCUGAGCCCUCAAGAGAGGAUGCACAUCUCCCGUUUCACCGGCCUCUCAAUGACCACAAUAUCACACUGGUUGGCCAAUGUCAAGUACCAGCUGAGGAGAACAGGUGGCACCAAGUUCUUGAAAAACUUGGAUUCAGGUCACCCGGUAUUCUUCUGCAGUGAUUGCGCCUCUCAGAUCCGUUCACCAUCCACCUAUGUCAGCCAUUUGGAAUCCCACUUGGGUUUCCGUCUGCGAGAUCUGGCCAAGCUCUCUGGGGAGCAGCUGCUCAGCCAGAUAUCACAGCAUCACCAUCAACAACGCCACACCAAAGGACUAUCUGAAAAACUGCUCUCGAAUCUUAACCUCUCCGGCCACCCUUUGUCCUCCUCUCUAUCCACAUCCCUACCCCUCUCCCUGACCUCGUCCUUAAUCACCUCUCUGCCCUCGACUAAAUCCCCGUCACCGUCCCCCGACCACGAUGACGACGGCGGGGCCGUGUACCAGUGCAAGCUCUGCAACCGGACUUUUGCGAGCAAGCAUGCGGUCAAGCUUCACCUGAGCAAAACUCAUGGGAAGUCCCCCGAGGACCAUCUCAUGUACGUGAGUGAGCUGGAGAAACAGUAGCACUGGUUGGGGACUAAUGCUGCGCUCUUUUUGUAAUGGCUCACUUUCUUGCUCUGUGUCUUUUUUGCAUUUCACGAACAUUUCUUUCAAAAAAGUGGAAGGGAUUAUUAUUGUGGUGGAACUGCACAAAGAUGCCAUACAACUACUGCUUUCAAUUUUAGCACAUGGUUUUCAAUUUUGUGUAGUAGUCGUUUUUUUUCAUUUGUUUCUAUGUGAGGUUGACUCACUCCUGCCCAAGACGGUUGUUUUAAGUGAUUACCUUUGACAGAAUACAGACUUUUGUCGACGUGUGCAGAGUGUGGACUGUUGUCAUGGGAAAGAGAAAGUAUAUGAAGGUUUAAAAAAUGAGAUUAUUAAAUGAAGUGGUGUGUAUUUUGAAACUUCUGUAAAUGGAAUUUAGGUCCUUUAUAUUUUGGCAUCACGGGUGUGAUAAGAAGCAUGCAUUAAUGAAACUGUUUGGUUAAACAUUUUAUAACUAAAUCUAGUGCACUUUCCAUUUUUAAUGUUUUUUUUUAUUUUAAACCCAUGCUCUCUCUCUAUUUUUUCUCUGUUUUUUUAUUUUUUUCCCGCACUGGAGUCAGCAUUUAAAUUUAACCCUCUGAGUACGUGUAAGCACUUCUACACCUAAGAUAGUUUGGACUUAAUAUUUGGGAAUAAUCUAGAUGGACAAUGUUUGCCAGAUGUUCAGUAUAUUAAGUCUAAUCCUAGAUAUGAAAAAAAAAACAUUUUUCAAAAGACAGAUUUUCUUUUUAUUGCAAGGUUUCCAUCUUGGGCUUGACAUUUGUCCGAGAUGCUUCCAAGACUUUGCAAAAGCAUCGUAGCUUUGUGAUAAAAAAAGGAACAAAAAAAAAGAGAAGUUUGGUCGAUCAGGGACCUAUAUUAAUUCAGGUCUGUGUACAAUAUGUAAAUAAAAAUGUAAGAACUAAUUCCUGUCUAAAUUAUGCAUCAUUUCUAUAUUUUUAAUUUAAAAAGGAUUAUGACUAUCUGCUGGUGCACAGUAUAUGAAGACGUGAAAUAAAUUGUUUUGCACAAUAGUUUUUAUAAAUGUGUUAUUUAAGCGAAAGGAUACGGAGAAAAAAAAAGAUAGGUAGCAAAAGGAUGACAACAGGUGAUUCUUUUUAUCCCACACUCGUGCUCAAAGGGUUAAAGACUGUUUUUACCAGACACUACUCGACAUGUGCCGCUGUAUGAACACUACACAGAUAUUGAAGGUUGUAUAAAAAAAGAUGUGACUUUAUGAAGAUAUUUCACAUGUAAACUGUUAUUUAUAAGCACUCUGGGUUGUUUCAUAUUGUUGAAUGCCUUUUUCAAUUGGUCCUAUGUUUUGUUUUUUUCUUUCUGUUCUGCCUAAUUACUCUGCCAUGAUUCCACACUGCAGCUUUAUCUUUUUGGGGAUAUGAAAGGUAACCAUGGUUACGCUAACCUCCUGAGUGACAAGUUCUGCUACAUGUUGGCAGUUCAUUUGCUGAAGUAACUGACAGCUGCCAGUGUAGAGAAAUAAGAAAAAAAAGAAUCCUUAUGUGUAAAAUAUCGGCAUGUAAACAGCACAGAUACUGUAAUGCAUUCUGUGCCGUUUGUCUUUUUCAUUUCGUUCUCUCGUUUUCGGUUGUUGUUGUUCUUGACAAUGAUCCCCCCCCCCCAUUAUAUGACUUCAUAUAACCUUGUUUUCUACUGCAGCAUUAAAAAAAGGAAACUGUUUUUUGCAAUAA
This is a messenger RNA of Labrus mixtus (cuckoo wrasse), 7459 nucleotides long. RefSeq names its product teashirt zinc finger homeobox 3b (gene tshz3b). Gene Ontology annotation, cellular component: nucleus. Lineage: Eukaryota; Metazoa; Chordata; Actinopteri; Labriformes; Labridae. The record is from RefSeq and is a predicted model, not a curated record. Gene Ontology annotation, biological process: regulation of transcription by RNA polymerase II. Bases 2067 to 5750 code for a protein of 1227 amino acids. The transcript is spliced from 3 exons. Gene Ontology annotation, molecular function: DNA-binding transcription factor activity, RNA polymerase II-specific; DNA binding.